Messenger RNA from Ceratitis capitata (Mediterranean fruit fly), 939 nucleotides. RefSeq lists its product as uncharacterized. NCBI's taxonomy places the organism in Eukaryota, Metazoa, Arthropoda, Insecta, Diptera, Tephritidae. The transcript has 2 exons. The record is from RefSeq and is a predicted model, not a curated record. Bases 88 to 870 code for a protein of 260 amino acids.
AUAAAAUCCAACCGCUGAACGUGAAGGCCGUUUAGUUUCCUUGCUGAAUUCGACUCAAACGCAUAACGGUCAGCGUGUUGCACUAAAAUGAAGUUCCUGUUAGUGUUAUUAGCCUGUGCAGCGCUGGCGAGCAGUUACGAGUUUCGGGAGCGACAAGAUGCUUACGAACGCUCCGUCAGCAGCCAAGUGACGGAAUUCAUUGAGGGUAUACGCAAGCAAAUGCCAUGUGGAUUCCCCGGCCUUGGUUUGGGCCCACUGUCUCCGGCACAUCUUACGCAUCGCGAAAUCGCACUCAACUCAGAUGCUUUAGCACUGGCUGGCGAGGUCGAUGAUUUCAUACUUUACGGUUUGGAUGACUUUGAUUUUGUUGUCAAGGUCAAUGUUGUUUUCAGUCGGAUCACCUUCAAUUUCCACUGGCAUAAGGUGUAUUUCGAUACACAAUACAAGAUGGACAUGAGCACUGGCAAUAGGGUGAAGAUGGGUCGCAAUGGUGGCGCCAAAUUGGCUAUUGAAGAUCUGAAGGUGGUUGGCUCGGCUAAAUACAGCAUUAUCGGUAAAUUGCGUUUGAAGGAGUUCAAGGUCAGUGCGACCAUUGGCGAUGUGAAUUCGGAAAUUGAGAAUUUGUCCAAAAUCAAGAUUGUCAAUAAGAAAUUGAAUGAAAUUAUUGAGGAAUGGAUUUUGUUGGCGGUGAAUGAGAAUACCAGCGAAAUGGAGGAGUUGUCGAAUAAUUUUGUAGUGCCUUUCGUAAAUAAUCAAAUUGGUGAUGCUACUCUGGCUGAUCUGAUUGCCAUGAUAGCAGGCGGUGGUGGAGAUGGUGGUUCGGGUGGUGAGCAAGAGGAGUGCGUGCCACCAGCAUUGAAAGAGUUGUGAAAUGGUGGUGGAAGCAACUUUUUUAUAAUUCCUUAAUAUAUGUUGAUUGUUUACAUUUUAAUGAAUAAA